This is a messenger RNA of Salvia miltiorrhiza (redroot sage), 895 nucleotides long. Its product is annotated as 17.3 kDa class II heat shock protein-like. Gene Ontology annotation, biological process: response to salt stress; response to hydrogen peroxide; response to heat. The record is from RefSeq and is a predicted model, not a curated record. The coding region runs from base 240 to 707 and encodes 155 amino acids. Lineage: Eukaryota; Viridiplantae; Streptophyta; Magnoliopsida; Lamiales; Lamiaceae. The transcript has a single exon.
UCGAUCGUUCUUGAAAAAAAGAGAACAAUGUAGCAAUCUCCAUUAUAUGCCCAUCAUUAGCUAUCCCAAUCUCUCGUUAAUUUCCAAGAACCAUCUAGCAACAACCAAACAAAUCCAUUAUCAACCUUCUCCACCAAACUAUAAAUAUCACCAUCUUCAACCUCACUCACCAUCGUCAAUCUAAACAGAGCUACUCGUAAGUUAUUCGAAUACGAAUUAUUUAUUUCAGAAAGAAAAUAAUGGAUAUGCGACACCUCGGCGGCGUCGACAACGUCCUCCUCUCGACGCUCCUCGACCUCGCCGACGAGGGCGAGAAGCCGGCGCAGAGCAACCCGUCGAGGGCCUACGUCCGCGACGCGAAGGCCAUGGCGGCGACGCCGGCCGACGUGAAGGAGUACCCGGCCUCGUACGCGGUGGUGGUGGACAUGCCCGGGAUCGCGGCGGCGGACAUCACGGUGCAGCUCGAGGACGACAACGUGCUGGUGGUGAGCGGCGAGCGGCGGAGAGAGAAAGAGGAAGGAGUCAAGUAUCUGAGGAUGGAGAGGCGCCACGGGAAGUUCAUGAGGAAGUUCCCGCUGCCGGAGAACGCCGACGUCGACGCCAUCUCCGCCGUGUGCCGCGACGGCGUGCUGACGGUGACGGUGCGGAAGCUGCCGCCGCCGGAGCCCAAGAAGCCGAAGACGAUUGAGGUUAAGGUUGGCGGUUAGGUGGCGGCGUCGGGUUUGUUUAGUGAAAAGGAUCAAUAAUGUUUUUAUUUGAAAAUGAAGGAAAAACAUCUUAAUUAUUAACGUUUUAUUUGUUGUGUGUUGAUGGUGUUUGAUUUGUAACGAGUGUGUGCUGAAAUCUUUGUAAUAAAGAAUAUCGGUUAUUGUUUUUAUUAACCGAAUUUGAUUAA